GUACAAUAUCUAUGGUUACAUCAUUUAUUUCAACAUUGAAUAUAAAUACUGGUGUAGCACAACUUAGCGCCUGGCUUACUAGUCAAGCUAUUCAUGUACCUCCUGGUUGGAUUGAUGCUUGUGUGGCUUGGCUUGCUGAAGAGCAUGGAGGUAUUGAUGCAUGUAAUCGUCUUACAAAGUCUGAUUGGUGUCAAUUAAUAUAUGAGCAAUGGCUUCAUUCUGAUUUGAAGCAGUUAGAAUGUCCAGUUCUACCGUCAACUAUAUCUACUUCAAGAAAUCCCCAUGACAAUUCGCUUAGCAGUGGUACUGAUGCGAAUACCAUGAAUUCACCUGCACUUAAGCUGGAUGGUGAACUUUGUCUUCAAGUUGUCAAUUUAUUCAACAUAGGUGAAUCAUACUAUGGUCAACUGAGACGACAUGAGGGUAAUUUGAGCGUAAAUCUACCUUCAUUGGAAGUAGACGGUGAAAAUAAUCCAGAUGGACAUGCUACACAAAUGACACAAGCUUUUAGUCAAUAUCUUAAUCAAAGUCUCAAACAAACAAUUUUAGACAGUCAACAAUGGCCAAUUGUCUCACUCUAUUUCUUACUGAUGGAGUAAAUGAAAUCAAAGUUAUUGAAUUUGGCACCCAAUCCACAAGAUCACGAUCUUCUUUACCUUUUAAAGAAUUAUCAAAAAAACUUCGACCUGGAGUAAAGAUUCGUCUACGUGGACCAUUACUUUUACGUAAUAACGUCUUACUUGUUCCUCCCGGUGCUUUACAGUCACUAUCAAGCCAUCAAUUAGAAGUUUUAGGUGGUGAGGUUGAUGAACUCUUAGAAAACUAUGAAGAAAAUACCAUGUAUGAGGUUGGUAAACUAUUGGCUAAUAAACUAAAUAUACCAUUAACUGAAAAUAACAGCUUGCCGUCUUGGUUUCCUCGUGUAUCAUCAAGACAGUUACGCAGUUCAGCUGGUGAUGAUCUGGUACCGAAUAUAGAAGUGCCUAGUGAGCAGUCUAAUAAUGUACCAGACGUUCAGCAAAACCGUGAUAAUAACAUUACUAACAAUGGGGAUGGCAGAGAUCCACUAAGUUCUGUUCGUUGCCCAUUGAGUACUGUUUCUACUGGUAAUAGGGGUGUCGUCGGUGGCAGUGGUAGCGUUUCUCCAGAAUUAUGGGAUGAUGAAAUAUUCGAUGAUGCAAUAUUGAGUCAUGCUGCUCAAUCUAUGGAGAAACAGUUAGAUUGUAAUAGAAGCGGUGUAUCAAUUUCACGAAGUUCUGUCCAUUCGUUCAAUGAUCCACUUCGUUUACCAGCAAGUGUUAUAUCUGAUGAACGAGAGCGACUGUCAAAUGAAUCUAAAUUUAAUGGUCUUCAACGUACCCACAGUGUUGUUGAUGAGAGCGAGAACAAUGUUUCUAUUGAUAGCGAUGAUCCGUUUUUAGAAGAUCAAGUCGAUCCAGAUAUAUUGGCUUCUGCUCUAGCUGAAAUAGACGAACAACAGUCAAUAAAUUCUACAAAUGAGAUGCGAAUUUUUCAAUCCAAUAAAAAAGUAUCCGAAACAACUGCAAAUUCGUCAACAUUAUCAUCAACUUUAAUGAAAAAAAGUUGUACAGUAAGUCAACCGAUAAAAUCACAAAUUGAAUCAAAACAAAGUUUGAAACAAACGUUAUUAAAGCUACAAUCACGCAGUCUAUCAGUGAAUAAACUGAAUGAUAAUCCAUCACUUCCUUCUUCUUCUUCUUCUAAACCGCAACCGACUGAACCAUUCUCGCCAGAACCAGUAAAAACAGAUAUCAAAAAAGUACAAACUAACAUCGACAACAAUGAAGAUCUUCUGCCACCGGUGCCCAAACGUAAAACAUUGGAAUUUAAACAAACAAACAGUACUAUUGCAAGUAAUAGUAAAUCUAAAAAUAUACUACAGUUUGCAUCUUCAUCCAGCCAUCAAGUUAUUUCAACGACUACAGAAGAUGAUCAUGAUAAACACAUGGUCAGUAGUAGACAACUGUCAUCUAGUUCAUUGGAAAUUGAUUAUCACUUUCAUCCAUUUUGUUAUAUUCAAGAUAUAUAUGAUAAACUACUUAAAACAAAAGAUAGUAGUAAUGGUUCAGCUUCCAUAAAUACUGUUUACACAAUUCGUGGUUUACUUAUUAGUCUAUUGUCAUCGUUGGAACAUCAUAAUGGCACUAAAUGGACACUAGCUGUGCGAAUUACAGAUGGUAGUGCAAUUCUUGAUCUAGAUGUCGCUUCAGACUUACUAACUGAAUGGAUUGGUUUAACUCCUAGUGAAAGUGAAUCAUUAAGACGAUUGAGUAAAAUUGACUCGGAUUCUUCGAAUCCACUUGCAGUUCAAGAGGCACAAAAACAUCGUCAACGUUUACGUACAGCAUUAACAAAUUUCCAAAUAUUUUUAUCACAUUUAGGCGGUUUAUUCAAUAUUACAAUUCAAACAUGCAAUGAUAAUGUUUUAAAAUGUGAAAAGAAUACAGCAAACAAUACUAAUACUACUACUGCUAAUACUACUACUACUACUAAUAUUGAUCAGUCAUCUUUAUCCUCAUCGAUACGUCCCAUUUUAAUAGGUUAUAAAGAAAUAGAUCAAUAUUGGUUGAAAGAAUUACAAAAUAGAAUUAAUGUUCGUUAUAUAGAGAAAAGUUUAUUGUAAAAGAUGAAGAAAAAAAAAGAAUAAUACAAAUGAAUUUUCAUGUUAUUCUUAAUUUUGUAAAUAAAUUAAUUAAUAUAUUUGUGUAUAGUUUUAUAUGUAUUACAGUUUAUGUUUGAACAGUAUUAUUUUAUUACAUUCCAGUGGAAAUAUAAAAUUAUAUGCAAAUAUUUACUAUAACGAUGACAAAACAUACUGUCUCUUUUUGUG
Molecule: messenger RNA, 2851 nt
Organism: Schistosoma margrebowiei
Lineage: Eukaryota; Metazoa; Platyhelminthes; Trematoda; Strigeidida; Schistosomatidae
Source: the annotation of a GenBank genome assembly